UUUACAUUAAAAAAACAGAGAAAUCAAUGUGUUCACAUUUUGAUUGGAACAUAUUUUGUAGAGAAAUCAAAUCAAAUCAAACCAACUAUGUUCCAUUAGCUCAAAUCUCAUAGUUUUUUUUUCUUGCUCACUACCUGUUUGAUGAAAUGCCAAGCUGGUGCAGUAUUGCUCAGAUUUGGGUCGAUUUUACGACGAACCGACAGCAUUGAUUUUAAUAAAAUUUUAAGGAAUCUGACUUAAAAUGAAAAAAAAAAACAGACACCCACAUUACACAAAACAUGUUUUGAUAUUGAUGAAUGGUGAAUGAGCUAAAUAGCAUGUCUUUUAUGAAGGGUAAUCUUGCUUUUCUGUUCUUGUAUGAUGUUUGGGUAAGAACAAUGUGAUAGAGAAUAUGAAAGGAAGUGGUGAAAGUUUCUGUUCACUGCCACGGGGAAAAUCAUGAGCCCGACAAAGCUGUUCCUUCCUCUGCAAAGGGAGCUUCUUUGAUUUUUCCUCAGAGAAUUGUUUAUCAAAUCAAUUAUCUUCUCAAUCAAGAAAGUUGUUACUUGAAGAUAAUAGAAAAGAGAGGUCUCAAAGGUAAUGAGCUGUCAGGGCAAAACGUCAAAAGAAUAGGCCAAAAGUGACUGCCUGCACCAUUACUUUGUUGCUUUCUUCCUUGUCCUUUUAAGGAGCGUUUGAUAUGGGCUGUAGAUUUAUAUGAGUUGUGUGACAUUAGAGUAGGGGAAGCAAAAGUGAAAUGAGCCAAGGGGGUGAAGGUAGAGGAGUACAUACCGGACAAGGAAACUCUGAAUUUGUUUCUUGGGGAACUCCAAAUGCUGAUUAUGCUAGUGAAAAGAAGAAGUCCUUGCGAGUUCGCUACGUAUACGCCGUUAUCUUCCUGUUGACGAAUCUCAUUGCUUGGUUUAUUCGAGAUUAUGGGAAAAGGAUUAUACCUCAGCUACGUUAUCUUAAAUCCUGUGGAGCAGGAGGACAAGAUUGUUUUCUCACACUCGGAGUUCUUCGUGUGAGCUUAGGAUGCUUUAUAUUUUUCUUUCUGAUGUUUCUCUCUACGUCCAGAACAAGAAAAUUACACGAACCUCGAAAUGUCUGGCAUUCUAGUUGGUGGAGCUUGAAGUUCUUUGUGUUUAUUGUUUCAAUGUUGGUUCCAUUCUUCUUCCCUCCAGCUCUUAUCCAAUUAUAUGGUGAAGUUGCUCGUGUAGGUGCAGGGAUAUUUCUCCUCCUCCAACUGGUAAGUGUUAUCCAGUUUAUCUCAUGGUGGAACAAGUACUGGAUGCCUGAUGAAAAAAUGAAGCAGAUCUGCUCGCUUGGAUUAUUCACGUCGACGAUCUUUUACAUAGCUUCAUUCUGCGGGAUCGGUUUGAUGUACUCCUUAUAUGUUCCAAAACUGAGAUGUGUUCUCAAUAUAUUCUUCAUUUCUUGGACUUUGAUUCUCCUCAUUGUGAUGAUGGUUGUGUCUUUACAUUCAAAGGUCAAUAGAGGUCUGUUAUCGUCCGGUAUCAUGGCUUCGUAUGUCGUCUUCCUCUGCUGGUCUGCCAUUAGAAGCGAACCGGCGACCGAGAAAUGCAGUGCACAGAAGCAAGAGAGUGGGAAUAGUGACUGGAUUACUAUACUUAGCUUCUUAAUUGCUAUCUGUGCAGUUGUCAUGGCAACCUUCUCAACUGGUAUUGAUUCACAAUCAUUUCAGUUUCGUAAAGACAAGGCGAAAGAGGAAGAUGACAUCCCUUACAAGUAUGGUUUUUUCCAUAUCAUAUUCUCUCUGGGAGCCAUGUACUUUGCAAUGCUCUUCAUCAGCUGGAACCUCAACAACUCAGCCACAAAGUGGAGCAUGGAUGUUGGAUGGACAAGUACAUGGGUUAAAAUCAUUAAUGAAUGGCUUGCAGCCUCAAUAUACUUGUGGACAUUAAUUUCUCCAGUGGUGAGACAGGCAAAAGUAAGGAAUCAUGAAGAAGGUGUGCAAGAAGCAAAUGGUUCAGCAAUUCCUUGACAAUGAACUUCAGAACUUCGGGAAGAUUUUAUUUUUGUAUCCUCAUUAUUUUGUCCCAUCCAUUUUUUAUUAAAUACCUGUUCUUGUUGUUCUUUAUCUUAAGAUAGAAAAUGAUAAAAAGUGUC
Molecule: messenger RNA, 2109 nt
Organism: Cucurbita maxima (winter squash)
Lineage: Eukaryota; Viridiplantae; Streptophyta; Magnoliopsida; Cucurbitales; Cucurbitaceae
Product: serine incorporator 3
Exons: 15
Coding region: 737-1984 (415 amino acids)
Cellular component (GO): membrane
Source: RefSeq, a predicted model, not a curated record